AUGGUCGCUGCUCACGCUUCCCAUUCGUCCUCCUCCAGCGAGUGGAUCGCUUGCCUGGAUAAAAGACCAUUGGAACGUUCCAGUGAAGAUGUGGAUAUUAUAUUCACCCGACUGAAAGAAGUGAAAGCUUUUGAGAAAUUUCAUCCAAACCUUCUCCAGCAGAUAUGUCUCUGUGGAUACUAUGAAAAUCUGGAAAAGGGAAUCACAUUAUUUCGUCAGGGUGAUAUCGGAACAAAUUGGUAUGCUGUUUUGGCAGGAUCACUGGAUGUUAAAGUUUCUGAUACGAGCAACUACCAGGAUGCUGUGACAAUAUGUACCCUGGGAAUAGGAACCGCUUUUGGAGAGUCAAUUCUGGAUAAUACCCCUCGCCAUGCUACUAUUGUUACCAGGGAAUACAGUGAGCUCCUUCGAAUUGAGCAGAAGGAUUUCAAAGCACUUUGGGAGAAAUAUCGACAGUACAUGUCAGGACUUCUGGCUCCUCCUUAUGGUGUUAUGGAAAGUGGCUCUAACAAUGACAGGAUGCCUGACAAGGAGAAUAUGUCUAGUAAUGCUCUUUGCCCAGUAUCUAAAAACAGUAAUAAGACACCACUCAUUGAACCUCACAUCCCACUUCGUCCUGCUAAAACUAUUACACAGGUGCCAUCAGAAAAGAUCCUCAGAGCUGGAAAGAUUUUACGCAAUGCAAUUCUUUCCCGAGCACCUCAUAUGAUAAGAGAUCGUAAAUAUCAUCUGAAGACUUACAGGCAAUGUUGUGUAGGAACAGAACUGGUGGACUGGAUGAUGCAACAAAGUCCUUGUGUUCAUUCACGAACACAGGCUGUCGGCAUGUGGCAAGUAUUGCUGGAGGAAGGUGUUCUUAACCAUGUGGAUCAAGAACACCAUUUCCAAGACAAAUACUUGUUUUAUCGAUUUUUGGAUGAUGAGCAUGAAGAUGCCCCAAUGCCAACUGAGGAAGAGAAGAAGGAAUGUGAUGAGGAGCUGCAGGAUACUAUGCUUCUGCUGUCUCAGAUUGGUCCAGAUGCCCAUAUGAGGAUGAUUCUUAGAAAACCACCUGGCCAGAGAACUGUAGAUGAUCUAGAAAUUAUAUACGAAGAACUUCUUCACAUUAAGGCCUUAUCUCAUCUUUCUACCACAGUAAAGCGAGAAUUAGCAGGUGUUCUAAUCUUUGAGUCACAUCCCAAAGCAGGAACUGUUUUAUUCAAUCAGGGAGAAGAAGGUACUUCCUGGUACAUUAUCCUAAAGGGAUCGGUAAAUGUAGUCAUUUAUGGCAAGGGUGUGGUAUGUACCCUACACGAAGGAGAUGAUUUUGGCAAGUUAGCGCUAGUGAAUGAUGCUCCGAGAGCAGCGUCCAUUGUUUUACGAGAAGAUAACUGCCACUUCUUGAGAGUAGACAAGGAGGACUUUAAUAGAAUACUUAGGGAUGUUGAAGCAAAUACAGUAAGACUCAAAGAACAUGACCAAGAUGUCUUGGUAUUGGAGAAAAUCCUAGCAGGAAACAGAGCUUCUAAUCAAGGAAACGCACAACCUCAGCACAAGUAUACUGUGAUGUCAGGAACUCCAGAGAAAAUUUUAGAGCACUUUCUAGAAACUAUGCGCCUUGAAUCAACUUUAAAUGAAGCGACAGAUUCUGUUUUAAAUGAUUUUGUUAUGAUGCACUGUGUUUUUAUGCCAAAUAGUCAGCUUUGUCCAGCCUUGAUGGCACAUUACCAUGCCCAGCCCUCCCAAGGUUCAGAGCAGGAGAAAAUGGAUUAUGCACUUAAUAAUAAAAGGCGAGUCAUCCGACUGGUUCUACAGUGGGCUGCUUUGUAUGGAGAUCUACUACAAGAGGAUGAAGCAGGAAUGGCCUUUCUGGAGGAAUUUUAUGUAUCUGUAUCAGAUGAUGCAAGAAUUAUUACAGCACUAAAAGAGCAACUCUCAGAGCUAGAUAAGACUGUAAAACAAAUUUCAGAAGAAACUAAGGCGCCACAAAAGAAGCACAAAGUACUUUUGCAGCAGUUUAACACAACUGAUGACAGAGCUCAAAAACGCCAGCCAAUCAGGGGGAGUGAUGAAAUUCUGUUUAAGGUAUACUGUAUAGAUCACACCUACACUACUAUCCGCGUGCCGGUGGUGGCCUCUGUUAAGGAAGUGAUCAGCGCGGUAGCAGAUAAACUGGGUUCUGGAGAAGGCUUGAUCAUAGUAAAGAUGAGUUCAGGAGGAGAAAAGGUUGUGCUCAAACCUAAUGAUGUUUCAGCAUUUACGACUCUCAGUGUUAAUGGACGGCUGUUCGCUUGCCCACGAGACCAAUUUGAUUCCCUGACACCUCUGCCAGAACAAGAAGGCCCAUCGACUGGAACUGUAGGAACUUUUGAACUCAUGAGCUCCAAAGACUUAGCAUACCAGAUGACAAUUUAUGAUUGGGAGCUCUUCAACUGUGUGCAUGAGCUGGAGCUGAUUUACCACACAUUUGGAAGGCACAAUUUUAAAAAGACCACAGCAAAUUUGGACUUGUUUUUGAGAAGAUUUAAUGAAAUCCAGUUCUGGGUGGUCACAGAGAUUUGUCUUUGCUCCCAACUCAGCAAGCGUGUUCAACUGUUAAAGAAAUUCAUUAAGAUAGCAGCCCACUGUAAGGAAUACAAAAAUCUUAAUUCCUUUUUCGCUAUUAUCAUGGGACUGAGUAAUGUUGCUGUGAGCCGCCUUUCACUAACAUGGGAGAAACUUCCAAGCAAGUUCAAGAAGAUCUAUGCAGAGUUUGAAAGCUUGAUGGAUCCAUCAAGAAACCAUAGGGCCUACAGGCUUACUGUAGCUAAACUGGACCCUCCUAUAAUUCCCUUCAUGCCCUUACUUAUAAAAGACAUGACGUUUACUCAUGAGGGGAACAAGACAUUCAUUGACAAUCUAGUAAACUUUGAAAAAAUGCGUAUGAUCGCCAACACUGUAAGGACAGUGAAAUUUUGCCGAAGCCAAUCUUUCAAUCCUGACGCAGCUCUAACUAAUAAGAACCAUCAGGAUGUACGGAGCUAUGUACGACAAUUAAAUGUGAUUGACAACCAGAGAACUUUAUCACAGAUGUCUCACCGACUAGAACCACGUCGAGCAUAA
Messenger RNA from Emys orbicularis (European pond turtle), 3081 nucleotides. It is a transcript of the gene RAPGEF4, whose product is annotated as Rap guanine nucleotide exchange factor 4. The transcript has 31 exons. NCBI's taxonomy places the organism in Eukaryota, Metazoa, Chordata, Testudines, Emydidae. Gene Ontology annotation, cellular component: plasma membrane. Gene Ontology annotation, biological process: positive regulation of GTPase activity; Ras protein signal transduction. The record is from RefSeq and is a predicted model, not a curated record. The coding region runs from base 1 to 3081 and encodes 1026 amino acids. Gene Ontology annotation, molecular function: guanyl-nucleotide exchange factor activity.